CGUUGUGUAGCCGUGGUGUGCAUAGCGGAUAUGGUCAAGAGUGAGGCAGCGCUGUCUGUUUGGGCAUUACAGAAGAUGGGAAUUAGAGUGGUGCUGCUGACCGGGGACAACGCUCGUACGGCUGAAGCAACUGCGAAGCAAGUGGGAAUCACUGAAGUUUUCGCUGAAGUCUUACCGAAUCAAAAGCAACUCAAAAUUGAACAACUUCAGGAUCUUUCAUUUCGAGUGCUCUAA
Anisakis simplex (herring worm) is the source of this 234-nucleotide messenger RNA. NCBI's taxonomy places the organism in Eukaryota, Metazoa, Nematoda, Chromadorea, Rhabditida, Anisakidae. The record is from the annotation of a GenBank genome assembly.